UCCAUUAAGUGGCGUUUGUGCUUUUGUGUAUAGUGAAAUAUAAAUGCAAUGAAUGUUAUAAAUAAUAAAGUAUAAUUUUUAACAACUAUGGUACUGCUCAUUCUUCUGGAACAAUUAUGCAUCCCAUCCAUUAUUUAUGGCUGGUUGAAUUCUUUUUGGAACACCCAUAGAAAUAAUAGGAAGGCUCUAGGCUAGCCGCUCAUGGUUAUACGUGUAGUCAUAGGAUCAAUGUAAAUGAAUGUAAACAUGGCAAAUUUUGAAAACGAAGGGAGUUCAUACAUAGAAGAAUUAAACAAUAAUAAUGUUAGUACUGGAGGAGAAAAUUCUCAGGAUUCUCAAGAAGAAAUCGAAAAUAAUACCCGUACCGAUGAAGAACACAAAGAAAAACUAUCAAAAUUACCAUUAGGUCGAAUUAAAACAAUUAUAAAAAUGGAUCCUGAAGUGAACAUGGUUAACCAAGAAGCCGUUUUUCUAAUUGCGAAAUCAACGGAAUUGUUUAUUGAUUCACUUGCUAAAGAAUCUUAUAAACAUACUGCACGAAUGAAAAAAAAAACUAUACAAAAACGAGAUGUAGAAAGUGCAAUUAAUAAUGUUGAUGCACUUGUAUUUUUAGAAGGCACUCUCAAAUGACACUUGUUGACAGAAAUUUUAUGUCUAAUAUAACAUAAUAAUAAUAUUAUUUUUGUAUCUCUGUAAAAGAAGUUGUAUUUUUAUGUUAAAAAAGACAAUUAAUAAAUAUUGUAAAAUAUUUAAAUGUUAUUUCAAUUUUUGUGAUAUAUAUAUAUAUAUAUAUAUAACAAAUGUACAAGAGUUGAACCAGUAGGAGAUAUUGUUGAGUACAAUUCGUAAAUGAAAAUGAUAUUCAAACUUCAUUGAAUUAUGCUGUGUUAAUUUAAUUACAAUAAAUAAAGUUUUUGGAUAAAAGAUACAAAAAGUUCAUAAAAAUUACAUAAAGGCGUUUUAUUAUGAAUUUUGAAAGACAAAGACAUAGUUUUUAAUUUCUUUAUGAAACAGAGACAACGGUAUUGGUUGAAAAUA
Molecule: messenger RNA, 1038 nt
Organism: Hylaeus anthracinus
Lineage: Eukaryota; Metazoa; Arthropoda; Insecta; Hymenoptera; Colletidae
Gene: PolE4
Product: DNA polymerase epsilon subunit 4-like
Exons: 2
Coding region: 235-630 (131 amino acids)
Cellular component (GO): epsilon DNA polymerase complex; nucleus
Molecular function (GO): protein heterodimerization activity
Source: RefSeq, a predicted model, not a curated record